This is a messenger RNA of Cydia pomonella (codling moth), 686 nucleotides long. Its product is annotated as histidine-rich glycoprotein-like. NCBI's taxonomy places the organism in Eukaryota, Metazoa, Arthropoda, Insecta, Lepidoptera, Tortricidae. The record is from RefSeq and is a predicted model, not a curated record. The transcript is spliced from 4 exons. Bases 93 to 593 code for a protein of 166 amino acids. Gene Ontology annotation, cellular component: extracellular matrix.
AUUGUCGGUUCAUAAAAGAAGAAUAUCUGCAGAUAAUCUUCAGUAUUCAUCGUGACUUUGUUCUGUAUAGGAUUUAACAAAGAUAAUCCAAAAUGUUUUCUAAGAUCUUGUGCUUCGCGGUUCUCGUAGCUGUGGCGGUCGCCCAAGAAACAGAGCAUGGGCACCAUGGACACGGUGUGGCUCGGUCGGAAGUACACAUCAAGACGGUCCACCAUGGACAUGGCCCGCACCAUUGGGUGGAGACGCAUGGCCAUACGGAGCAUGGGCACCAGCAUCAUGGCCAUGAACACCACGGGCAUGCCAUUUCGCAUGUACAAGUCUCUCGCCACGAUAGCCCCGGGCAUGAACACCAUGAACACGAACACCAUACUCAUCCCAAGUACGAAUUCGAGUACCACGUAGAAGACCCGCACACCCAUGACAAGAAGAUGCAGCAAGAGCAUCGCGACGGAGACGUCGUGAAGGGCCGCUACAGUCUGCACCAGCCCGACGGCCACGUCAGACAUGUGGAAUACCACGCCGACAAGCAUGGAUUCCACGCAGACGUAAAAUACAGCCAACAUCAUGCUCAUCAUCAUCAUGGUCACCAUUAGUGCUGAUCUCACCUUCGAUUUAACCCGAUUUUAAUACGAUUUUGCUUUACUGCUAUUUAAAUUUCUUUGAAUAAAAAAUUGUAUUUCAUAAUA